UUAAUAUAUUUGCAUCUCUUGCGCUUGCGUUUAUGCGUUUUGUGUUCAUAAAUGUUUUGAUGUCUUGAAUUUUAAAUAGGUACACUGGUGAAAUAAUUUGAAAUUGUAAUGUAGGGUAUAUGAUGAAGAGUAAUCGGUAAUCAAUUAAUUUUAUCAGUAUAUUAAAAUGGAGACUCCUGGUGCAAGUAUUUUUCAAGGAACAAAUAUAAGUAUAAAUAAAUCAAGAAACGAGGAAGAGGAAGAAGAUUUGGAAGAUCAGAAGCGUAGAAAUGAAGAACUUCAAAAUUUACUUAUGACGAAAUUAGAUGAUUUCAACUAUGAUGAAAGUACUAUAAACUCCUCUAUAAUAUCCACUAUUUCAAUUGAUGAUGCCAGAAACGAGUACCUUACAGCAGAAAAUGCCAACGACCAGAUUAAAGUGUUAUAUGAAGUAAGAGGGCGAGAAUUACAAGCCUUGAGGGAAGAAUACAAAAAUGUAGUAGAAAAUAAGACGAAGCAAAUAAACGAUUUAAAAAAGAAAUUGACUUUAACUGAAGCCGAAUUAGAACAGAUUAAAGUGUCAUAUAAAAACAGUGAAGAAUUGUUAGUAGAAAAAGUAGAGAGUAUAAAAGAGUUAACUUCCAUUUUAGAAAGUAAAGAAAAGCAAAUUGAACUGUAUAGGAAGGAUACGGAAAACUUACAUUUAGAAGUGGCUACAUAUAAAUCUACGAUAGAAGAUAUACAUCGACAAAUGCAAGGUGAUAGAAACCCUUUUGCAAAUUCUAAUAAACAUUUUAAUUCUGAAGAGCUAAAAACUGCUCAUAAAGAACAGAUUGAUAGGUUAGAAAAUUUACUUGAGGAAAAAACUAGACUUGCUAAACAUAGUGAAAGAGAAAAUCAAGCUCUUAAAGAGGAACUGAAUAAAGUAAUUGAAUCAAAUAGUGAUAACUCUAAAUUAAUAGAAACAUUAACAAGAAAUUUUGAAGAUGCCCAAAAGCAAUGUGAAAAUUUGAUAGAUGUUAUAGAAACGUUAUCUAAUGAAAAUAAUCAUUUACAAAAUAGAGUAAAUAAUGUUUAUAACCAUUCACCUGGUAAAAGAAAUUCACUAGAUAUCAAUAGUUUAGUAAGCCAUGUUGACAAGUUAAAAAAAAUGUUAGUCGAUAAAUCUGUCCAAAUAAAUACUCUAGGUGUAAAAUUAAAUAAUUAUGAAGCAAACUUGAAAGAAUUGUUGGAAUAUAGAAAAUUAAAAAGCGAUACCUAUCAAAAGGAAUUUCAGCAAUGCGAAAAUGAAGACCAUACUAAAAAUUUAUUACUCAUGCAGAACGAUCUACAAAAUUAUAGACGAAUUAUUGAAGACAAGAAUCAACAAAUUCUAAAUUUAAAUUCCACCAAUAAAGAUCUGUUGGCAAAAAUGGAGGAAACUCUUUCCCAAACCAGAAAUGACAUCCAAAAAUUUUCUGCAAAAUACAGUUUACCUCAGCUAGACAAAAUGGCCCAAGAUCUCAAGACGUCCGAACGUCACAUAACAGAAUUACAAGAAAAACUGAAACAUUCAGAAGAACAACGAUUGCAUUUAGCUCAGGAAGAUAAAAAUAAAGAAAAGGAACACAAAGAAGAACUAGAAGCAUUAAAAUUAAUUUCUGAAAAAGAUAGAAACAACUUUGAAAACGAAAUAAAGAAAUUACACAAUGAAUUAAGUAUAUCUUUGAAUGAAAUUACAAAUUUAAAACAACACAUUCAAGAAUUAUCAAAUGAAAAUAGUAAACUUCAAUCUCAGCUUAACAUUGGAUUUGAAGAUGCAUCUGUAAAAAAACAGUAUUUAGAAUCUAUACAAGCUCUUCGUGAUGCUCGAAAUGAGGUGAAAAAGCUACAAGAAACUGUAGAUGAAUUAAGGAAUCUCAAAACUAUAGCUGAAGGAGAUAGAUGUACAUUUGAAUUUGAAGCUAAAGAUGCUAAAUAUAAAUUAGAAACUGUAGAUAAAUAUCUAUCAAAGCUCGAGAAACAAUUAGAUCAAGCUACAGAAGAUUUACAAAGUAAAGACCAAAUCAUCAACACACACCAAAAAAAUGUUGCAGACUUAACUGAGAAAUUAAAUACAAAAUCUAUUGAGAUUGUCGAAAAAGAAUGUUCAUGUAAAAAUAGUUUACAAAAUAAUAAAGAACCUCUUAGUGAUAAAAAAAUAAGAAGAAAUUUAGAUGCUGAACUGAAAGCUGUCGAAGAACUCAAUCGAGACAACGAAGCAAAUAUGAUAUCUUUAGAAUUAAAGAUAAGAGAAGAAAUUCAAAAAGAAUACUUCGAUAAACUAAUAGAAAUAGAAGAAACAUACCAAAAGGCAUGCAACUCUAGCAAUGCUUUAUGUAAAGAAAAAAUCCAUAAAUUAAAAAAUCAAGAAUCUAAAUUUAGAGAACAUUUAUCUGUGAUUUCGAAUGAAUGUAGAAAACGAAUCGAAGAAUUUGAGACUGACAGAGAAGAUCUAAUAAAAAAUAUCAAUACAUUACAAAAUCAAUUCGCUGAAUUUAAAAAAUAUUCCAAAUUUCGAGAAGAUAAUUUCAGAAAGUUGAUUGAAGAUUUGGAAAAUAAAAAUAAAACGGAAGGUGAAAAAUGGAAGUUGUGGUCACAAAAAUUGAUCAACAGUUGUUUAAAGAUCGAGACUGUUAAUAAGAAAAGCCGUGAUAAUAUUUUAUUCAAAAUGCAACGAUAUGAUUCGAAUGUUGAGGUCAUUGAGAAAGCGUAUGAAAAAGCUAAGAAAAAACUAACAAAGAAUAAAUGA
Molecule: messenger RNA, 2749 nt
Organism: Psylliodes chrysocephalus
Lineage: Eukaryota; Metazoa; Arthropoda; Insecta; Coleoptera; Chrysomelidae
Source: the annotation of a GenBank genome assembly